Molecule: messenger RNA, 2212 nt
Organism: Tuber aestivum (summer truffle)
Lineage: Eukaryota; Fungi; Ascomycota; Pezizomycetes; Pezizales; Tuberaceae
Source: the annotation of a GenBank genome assembly
ACCGCUCUUCGAACACGGCAGUCCACAGCUAAGAUACCGGUAUUGCAUACAACCCAGAUGCGGGCAAAAUUAUAGUACUUGUACAGUACAGGAUGAGUGCCGUACGAGUGCCGGUUCUCGAGAAAGUGUAGAUCCUUCUCCUUACAGGACUCGAGUACUCGAGUACGAGUACAGUACGAGUACCAUGUUUCUUCUCUCUCCCCCAUUACGUCACAUACACACACAGAAUGGUUAUCGUGGUGGCCGUGGUUUGCCUGCUUUCCCCUCUGAUUCGGUCUUGUCAAGCCUUGUGCCACUCCGCCAUUCCAUCGAACCCUCCCCCUUCCACCGUACGAAAAGAUUAGCCUAUCGCUCUACGUCAUUGGGUGGUGAGCCCUUCCCUCCCCCUUCUGUGCCCUGUCCAUUUUGCUUACCUACUCGUUUCCUGCCCUCCACCGUCCGUAUAACUUGAUUCGACAUGUUCAGGCUCUCGCUGUUGACACUCUCGCCAUCGAGAUCCGGGGUGAGGACUCAGGCUCGCAGAUUCCCUUUCCCAUACAACAGAUACACACCGACCCUUAAAAAAUUUUCCGCCAUGUCCAACGAGGAUGCAGAGUACGCUGCUUUUCUGGCCAAGUCCAGCCAGGACUAUUCCAAGCCGAGUGGGGGUGUGGGUGCGUCAACGACGGCCAGCGAAGAAGUCGUCAAGACCUCGGUGCCUGAGGGGGUCCACCCCGCCAUCAAUGCACUUAAAGGAAAAACUUACACCUCCGAUGCCGACCAAGAGUUUAAACCCGUUUCGCUGGGAUAUGAGGGUAAUGGAAUGCCCGGUGAAGGUUUCUAUCGCACCCUCCCCUCACGUGCGACUUGUGUGUGUGAUGGCCGGAGCUUGCCUGCUGACUUGCGUGGCACGCGACAGAGGAAUUCGCUAAAGUCCUGAACCCUCCGGCCGGCUCGGAGAUCAAAGCGAUGGACCUGGGCUAUUGGGACGUGCACAACGACUACGAAGACGUCCGUGACGCUGUUGUCGCCGUAGCCGGGGGGAAUGCUUCGCUUGUAAAAGCGUAUCGGGUCUCAGGCCGUGGAGCGCGAGCUGAAUAUUAUGUUCUUGGUCUGGCUAAAGAGAAGAAAGUUCUGGAGGGGGUUAAAGUUUUGGCGGUGGAGUCCUGAGAAGUUUGGGGGCGGGGUUUCAUAUCCGGCUUUUCUUUUUGUGUACUGUACCAGUACUUGUAGGCCUGGAAGCUGCUUCUCUGUUUUUCCGGCAGAGUGAAAAUCGCGCAAUUCUCAGCACUUUGCAGCCAAGUUACACAAGCCUCACGAUCCUCAAUUACAUUGGCGCGCUCAAGCAUGGCUUCCUUGAGUGAGGCUCUAGACACCGACAAGCCGGCAACCUCCUCUAUGCCAAUGCCAAGCCAAUGCCAAGGGGGAAUAAAAACCGAGGUCCCGGUUUAGACCAAUUAAGAAGCGAAAUGCUCUGGUGCCUGGCAGCUCACGAACACCCCAGGGCAUCCAUUCAAGAUGUUGACUGGGACUUGGCGGGAAAGGUACAAGUAGGGUACCCCGCGGAUAGUCCAUGUUUUCGUACACGACAGGGAUAGCUCACCAGCAGAAUAGCCCCUGUCGUGUACAAGUGCGAGAACAUCUCCCCGGGUACCUGUAAGUAUCCCAAGGGGUGGAAUCUACCAAAUAGAAACUAUUCGACCCUGCAGGCAGAAUACAUGCUAAAGCCCUUACCACCACUCCCCAGAAGGAGGACAGGGUUCGGCCUUCUGGUAAAGAUGUUAUAAGUACAGGGCCGAAGUACCGUAGACCCCACGCCCUUCAAACCCCUACUAGCGAAAUCCUCUAAUUUAAUGGUGAUACGAGCAAGGAAGCGACUAUCUCCGGUAGGGGAAAAGAAUGAUGCGCUAGAGCAGGAACCCUCUCUUAAUCCUGCAAGGAGGAAAAUUUUUCAGAACGAAAUCCGCCCCGGCCGGGGGGCUAGUCAGAAAAACCUGCAGUAGGGGAGACUGGGAUCACCAUUUCAACUGGAAACACGGCGAUAGGACACCCUAUAAGAAGGGGGAUUUCGUGCUUUUUUUUUGGUAUCAUACUUGGAACAUUUAGGACUAAAAGAUUGUAAAAGUGAUUGAAGUUGACUUGUUGGAUUAUUUCUAACCGGAUACAUGAUCUUUGUAGAUAUUUGUAUAAUUUUUUAGAUAAUAAUAUUAUGAAAUCAUACUAGUGAAAACUU